Molecule: messenger RNA, 741 nt
Organism: Glarea lozoyensis ATCC 20868
Lineage: Eukaryota; Fungi; Ascomycota; Leotiomycetes; Helotiales; Helotiaceae
Product: YbiA-like protein
Exons: 1
Coding region: 1-741 (246 amino acids)
Source: RefSeq, a predicted model, not a curated record
AUGGCACCAACACGCAAACGCAAACGUCCCACCAAACCAGCUUCAACCACAUCCAAACACCCCAAACCAGACACCAACGAAGACAAAUCGCCUAGCACUCAAGAACCAAACACCACCCAAGAAUCUCUACCAGUGCCAAACCCAGAAACAUCCCCCCUCCUCUUCUACGGCCCCAACCACAUCCCCCACGGAAUCCUCUCCCAGCACCACCCCAUCCCCUUCACCCACCCCUCCCACCCAUCCACAACCUUCACAACAGCAGAACAAUACAUGAUGUACCGCAAAGCCGUGCUCUUCUCCUGCCCCAGUAUCGCCGCCCAAAUCCUGCUUACCUCAAACCCGCGAACCCAAAAAUCUCUCGGCCGAAAAGUUCGUGGUUUCGAUGAGGGAAUCUGGGAGAAAGAGCGGGAGGGGAUUGUGGAGGAGGGGAAUUUCUGGAAGUUUGGUGGGGAGGGAAGGGAGAUGAGUGAGGGGGUGCGGAGGGCAAGGGAGGUGCUACUGGGGACUGGGGAGAGGGAGUUGGUGGAGGCGAGUCCGAGGGAUAGGGUGUGGGGUGUUGGUUUUGGCGUUGGGGAGGCGGAGGGGAGGAGGGAGGAGUGGGGGUUGAAUCUUUUAGGGAAGUGUUUGAUGAGGGUUAGGGAGAGGAUUAGGAUGGUUGAGGAGAGGAAGGUUGAGGAGAGGAGGGUUGCGGAGGGGAAGGAUGGGAAGGAGAGUGUUGAGGGGGAGGUGGUUGAGGGAUAA